This is a messenger RNA of Halichondria panicea, 2710 nucleotides long. RefSeq names its product cyclin-dependent kinase 11A-like. Gene Ontology annotation, cellular component: nucleus. NCBI's taxonomy places the organism in Eukaryota, Metazoa, Porifera, Demospongiae, Suberitida, Halichondriidae. Gene Ontology annotation, biological process: regulation of mitotic cell cycle; protein phosphorylation. The transcript is spliced from 13 exons. Gene Ontology annotation, molecular function: ATP binding; protein serine/threonine kinase activity. The record is from RefSeq and is a predicted model, not a curated record. The coding region runs from base 123 to 2633 and encodes 836 amino acids.
CAUUUCUCUGACCAUAGAGCUACUCUGAGAGCUAUUGAACCUUCACAUAUAUGCACAGGCGCUAGGCGGCUUAGAUUGUGAAACCUGUGCUCGUAGCUAGCUAGCUCCUCUAAUAGGGCGCAAUGAGUGGAGACAGAAAGAGGACAGAACCUUAUGAACUAACCAGGGUCGUGCAUAAGAAGCCAAGACUCGAGUCUCCUGACCAAGAGAUCACUGUACAUCCCUAUGAUGAUGACUUCUUUGGAUCGGACAAUGAGAGUACAGACCGUACGGUAUCUGGUUUUUCCCCUAAUGUGACUCUGGAACCAGGUGUGGAUAUUUCCCUGGACGGUCCUGCCUUGUUCCCUCUCUCAAAGACCUCGAGACAGACGAGCAAACACGGCCGAAGACGUUACCGAGGUGUAGGGGACUCCGACAGCGACCCACCCCAACUCACAAAGAGCACAACCCUACCAGUUAUGAGUAGUAGACAAAAGGAAGAAUAUCAUUCAAAAUCACGUUCCCGGUCUCCUUAUUCGAAUGAACGCAAUCUAAAAGUACAAGUUGUAAAACGAAACACUUCGUCGGGAAGAAUCAGUCCAAUACUGCUAGACUUCGACCAAGACAGUCGUCAUAGCAGCGACCAAUACAGUCGGAGCAGCGAUAGGCCAACAAGAAGUAAACAUUCGAGGGAACACAAAUCGAAACGUUUAGUCGUAAAAGAGCACGAUCCCAGGAGGAGCAGCAGCCGAGAAGAAAAGCGCGUCGCCAGAGAACACCAGGGAAGACAGAGAAGUGUUGAUAUGGGAACGUUUAAUCAUAGAAAAGACAGAAGUCGAUAUCCAAGAGAGCCCGAGCGAAGUAGCUACAAACGUCGCAGUCCCUCACGGAGAGGGGGGAAGGAUCGUCACUCAGAGCUGGUGCCUAGAAGGAGAGAGGAUCGGGCCGAGAAAUCAAGAGAUGAUGGGAAACGACAUCGCGGUCAUAGAUCUCGGCCUUCAGAGAGGGAGGAGGCCGCGAGGAAACUGCCAGAGGUGGUGGUGGUGCGUGGAUCUGGUGAUGAGAGUGGACCCGAGGGCAGUGGGGACAGGAUCGAGGACCUCAUCAAAGAGAUAGAGGAGUCCUCCACUGACAGCAGCUCUGAUGACCAGGAGGGUGAGGUUGUGGAGACUCAAGAAUCAGAACUCAAGUCUCCCGAUUCAGUGAGUUCAAAGUCCUUCUCCUCGGAGGAGGGGGGAAGUGUGGGGGAGGGACCACCAGCCCAGGAGACUCAGGAGCAUUCUCAAGACACUCAGUCAGCCUCUGAAGGUGAGGUUCACUCCCCUGAGCCUGCCAACCCGUAUGUGAUGCGCUCUCGCUUCGAUUCAAGUGACGAAAGUGACGAGGAGGAGGAGGAGGUUAAUCAAAUCUCAUCCCAGCAGGGGCAUCCCCUCUACAAUGACGAGCUGGAGGAGGAGAUUGGAGAGUCUCCUGUGAACUCACCACCACCACCACCACCAGAAGAAGCCGCCCCAGUUGAUGCCCCACCCCCCUACCGGUCCCCCUCCCCUCCCCCCGUCCCCUCACUGCCUCCCUACCUACCAGCGCUCAUGGGAUGCAAGAAUGUGGAGAGUUAUCAAUGGUUGGACAGGAUUGAGGAGGGCACUUAUGGUGUUGUCUACAAAGCCAAGGACAAGAGGACAGGUGACAUAGUGGCUCUGAAGAAGCUCAAGAUGGAGAAAGAGAAGGAAGGUUUCCCCAUCACCUCACUCAGGGAGAUCAACAUGCUCCUCAAGGCUGCUCAUCCAAACAUUGUCCCAGUCAGGGAGAUUGUAGUUGGUAGCAACAUGGACAAGAUCUACAUCGUGAUGGACUUCAUCAAGCACGACCUCAAGGCCCUCAUGGGCACAAUGAAGGAGAAGUUCCUUGAAGGUGAGGUCAAGACACUGAUGCUCCACCUCCUAAGAGCUGUACAUCACAUGCACGAUAACUGGAUCCUGCACAGAGACCUCAAGACCUCCAACCUACUGCUCAGCCAUGACAACAUCUUGAAGGUUGCCGACUUUGGGCUAGCUCGUGAGUAUGGCUCCCCCCUCCUCAACUACACCCCCGUGGUCGUCACACUGUGGUACCGCUCCCCUGAGCUGCUACUGGGGAUAAAGGAAUACUCUACAGCAGUGGAUGUCUGGUCAGUGGGUUGCAUCUUUGCAGAGCUGCUCCUCCACAAGGCACUCUUCUCAGGGCGAUCAGAGAUUGACCAACUCAACAAAAUAUUCACGGAACUAGGAACACCUAAUGAGAAGAUGUGGCCUGGGUUCAAACAGCUGCCAGGAGCCAAGAAUGUAACCUUUGCACACCAUCCCCAAGGCAACCUGCGUAAGAAGCACUCCUCCCUCACAACCAAGAGUGGGUUUGACCUUCUUUUCAAACUCUUGACUUAUGAUCCAAGCAAACGCAUCACUGCCAAAGAUGCUCUCAACCACCAAUACUUCAAGGAUAUGCCCCGCCCAGUUCCUCCGGAGAUGUUCCCCACAUGGCCGACCAAGAGUGAGAUAGCAAAGAACAAAUCAAAGAGAGAGAAGAGCCCCACCCCUCCAGAGGGAGGUGCUGCAUUCGUUCUUAAGGGAGGAGCCGAUCAGAUCUCCCCAGGACCUGGCUUUAGUUUGAAAUUCUAAACUUAAUAUAGCUAGAUCUAACGCUAGUUUCUAUAUCACUCCAUUCUCUCUUAAUAUUGCAAUAAUUUAUCACAUUA